GAACGAGCGACAAGCUCUCGCGAUACUUGUCGGGACUUGACGUGUCUCUUCAACACAAUAAUGGCGGAUGCCGAGGAGGAAGCGCUCCGGGGCAGCUGGGACCAGGAUCUAGCUGAGGCUCUGGAUUCGGGGGGUUCCGAUAUGGAGAUGGACAAAGGCAUCGCCCAUGUUCAGGAGUCUUCAGCUCAACAGAGAGCAAAGAUGUGGAAGAUUGCACUCAAUGUAUCCGGUAAAGGAGACUCCCUCGCAUCCUGGGAUGGCGUCCUUGAUUUACCAGAGCAGACCCUCAUUCACUGUCGCAGUCAGCAGCUGAUCGAGCAGCUGCAAGUGUCCGAGGAGGAGCAUAGCGACAUGGUGUCCGACGUGGAGGCGGUGGUCACCUUCUACUGCAAGUCGCGCAACAUCAGCUUCACCUCGGACCUGAGCUGGCUACACUUACUCAAGCCGCUGCUGGGGCUUCGGCUGACCCGCAGCGACCUCUACAACUGCUUCUACGCCAUUAUGAACAAGCACAUACCCCGGGAGUGCGUGCCCAAGGGCCGCCCGUUCCACCUCUACAGACUGCUCUUGCAGUACCACGAGCCUGAACUCUGCUCCUUCUUGGAUACCAAAAAGAUCACGCCUGACUCGUACGCCAUCAACUGGAUGGGCAGCCUUUUCUCCAGCCACUGCCCGCCCGACGUCACCCAGGCUCUGUGGGACUGCUACCUCCAGCAGGCAGACCCAUUCCUCAUCUUUUUUCUUCUGCUCAUCAUCCUCGUCAAUGCCAAAGAGACCAUCCUUGACCGAGAAGGAGACAGCAAAGAUGACAUCAUCAAAACGCUGGAAGAAUCUCCUUCUCUACUUGAGGCCGAGGACAUUGAGGAUUUAUUUUCCUUGGCUCAGUACUACCAGAGCAAGACCCCUCUGUCGCUCAGGAAGAUGAACCAAAACCUGUUUGGUAGCAGCCUCGUGGCUUUGAAAGAGGAGGACAUCGACCUGAGUCAGGCGCUGUGCCUCCCCGUGUCCGUCCCGGAAAUCCUGCAGGCCAACCAGCAUCAGCAGGACGGGGUGCGCUUCUUUGUGGUGGACUGCCGGCCGGCUGAGCAGUACAACGCCGGUCAUCUGUCUACUGCCUUCCAUCUGGACUCAGACCUGAUGCUCCAGAACCCGUCUGAGUUCGCCUUGUCGGUCAAGUCCCUCCUGGAGGCUCAGAAGCAAUCCCUGGAGUCGGGCUCCGUUGCCAGCGGAGAGCACCUGUGCUUCAUGGGCAGCGGCAGAGAGGAGGAGGACAUGUACAUGAACAUGGUGCUGGCCCACUUCUUGCAGAAAAACAAGGAGUACGUCAGCAUCGCAAAAGGGGGCUUCAUGGCUCUACAGCAGCACCUGGUGGACAUGAACGUGGAGGGCUUGGACUCGUCGUACAUCCAUUGGAUCGUCAGCACGUCGGGAUCUCACAGCAGCCUCAGCUCGGCAGACGGGGAGUCUCUGAGUGACAGCAAAAGCGUCAAAUCAUUGGUCAACAAAAUGACCUUUGCCCUCAAGUCCAAGUCAGUGAACGUAAAAGAGAAGAUGAUCAGCUUCAUUGAGAACACGUCCGCCCCCGUCGACAGAAUAUCUUUUAAUCUGCCAUGGCCAGAGAAGGUGAUUCCUGAUAGACACGUGAGCAGCAGCGACCGCGUGGGCAAACCUUACCGCGGGGUGAAGCCCGUUUUCAGUAUCGGCGACGAAGAGGAGUACGACACAGAUGAGAUCGACAGCUCUUCCAUGUCGGACGACGACCGGAAGGAGAUUGUAAAUGUUCAGACGUGGAUCAACAAGCCCGACGUGAAACAUCACAUCCCCUGCAACGAAGUGAAGGAAACCGGUCACAUGUUUCCCAGCCACUUGCUGGUGACAGCGACGCACAUGUACUGCCUGCGUGAGAUCGCCGCCAGGAAGGGCUUUGCUUACAUCCAGUCCAGACAAGCGCUGAGCUCCGUGGUGAAGAUCACGUCCAAGAAGAAGCACCCGGAGCUCAUCACUUUCAAAUUCGGCACCAACAACUCAACCGGAGUGGAGAUCUCUGCGGUGGAACGAUAUCUCAUCCCCAAUGCCGGAGACGCCACCAAAGUGAUCAAGCAGCAGAUCAUGAAAGUCCUCGACGCGCUGGAGACGUCGUAAAAGGAUAGAUGAUGACGGCGCAAACGACAACGGCGGCGUAUGGUGGCCGCCUGCCCCUGACAAAAA
This is a messenger RNA of Hippocampus comes (tiger tail seahorse), 2208 nucleotides long. RefSeq names its product TBC1 domain family, member 23 (gene tbc1d23). The record is from RefSeq and is a predicted model, not a curated record. Gene Ontology annotation, biological process: retrograde transport, endosome to Golgi; embryonic brain development. NCBI's taxonomy places the organism in Eukaryota, Metazoa, Chordata, Actinopteri, Syngnathiformes, Syngnathidae. Bases 61 to 2142 code for a protein of 693 amino acids. Gene Ontology annotation, cellular component: trans-Golgi network. The transcript has 19 exons.